Messenger RNA from Papilio machaon (common yellow swallowtail), 1418 nucleotides. RefSeq names its product N-acetylglucosaminyl-phosphatidylinositol de-N-acetylase (gene PIG-L). Gene Ontology annotation, biological process: GPI anchor biosynthetic process. Gene Ontology annotation, molecular function: N-acetylglucosaminylphosphatidylinositol deacetylase activity. NCBI's taxonomy places the organism in Eukaryota, Metazoa, Arthropoda, Insecta, Lepidoptera, Papilionidae. The coding region runs from base 44 to 919 and encodes 291 amino acids. The transcript has 4 exons. Gene Ontology annotation, cellular component: endoplasmic reticulum. The record is from RefSeq and is a predicted model, not a curated record.
CUUUACUUCAGCCUAAAAAGAUAUAUCUACAUUCUAGUCAGAAAUGUCAUUUAUUGACUCGUCCUUUAACGUAGAAAUAGUGUACAAUUUUUAUCUUAAGUUUAUAGCUGAAACUUUGCUAUAUUUGAGAAAUUUUAUUUUAUACAUAAGCUUAUGGAUCGCGGGCUACCUCUGUGUUUGUUGUGUUGUGUACCGAAGAUAUGCAAGAAAGUUACCUACGCGGAUUCGUGGAGCACUCGGUGCCAAACGGGUUCUUCUAGUAAUAGCGCACCCGGAUGACGAAUGUAUGUUUUUCGGGCCAACAAUAUUCAGAUUAUGCGAACAGGGUGCUGAAGUGUACAUAUUAUGUUUAUCAAACGGUAAUUAUGAGGGAAAGGGCAAUAUUAGACAAGAAGAGUUAUGGAAUGCUUGCAGAGUACUUGGAGUUCCUGAAGGAAAUAUUUAUCUUAUUAAUGAUACAAGAAUGAAAGAUGACCCUAAAGUUCAAUGGCCCGUGCAGGUCAUAGCUAAACUUAUACACCAUCAUGUUGAAGCAUUAGAAGUUGAUACCCUAGUCACAUUUGAUAGAGGUGGUAUUUCAUCCCAUCCAAAUCAUUCUGCAGUGUUUUAUGCUGUAGCUUAUAUGUUUGUUGAGAAGAAUAUGCCUAAGAGGUGCACUUUCUACACAAUGGAUUCUGUUAAUAUUUUGAGAAAGUAUAUGGGUUUUUUGGAUCUACCGCUAAGUUUUGUGCUGUCUUCUAAAAGAUAUUUCCUCCGUUGGACGGAAAGUCGUCGAGUGAUGCGUGCGAUGAAGCAACACAGGUCACAAAUGGUGUGGUUCCGGUAUUUAUAUGUUAUUUUCUCUCGAUACAUGGUCAUAAAUACACUAAGGAAGAUAAACUUAGCUGAUAUUGAGCUGGAACUUGAAGUUGAUGAUUGAAUUUCAAUAUAUCUUUAGUAUUCAAAUAUUAUUUGUGUUGUAUUUUCGAAGCUUGAGUUUUUCUGGUUUAUGUACAGUAUACGAUUUUUUGUUUACUACCCAAUUGUGAGAUGUCCUUUGAUACAAUGCAAGUAUAGAUGGAAAACUUAUCACAGCGACUUUGAUAUGUGCUAAAUUAAAACUCUUAGCCCACUUUUGCAAGGGAAUUUUUCAGCGCUUGAAAAACGCUCUUGUUUCCUUCGUCAUGUACUCAAAAUGCAAAACUGCUUUAAAAGAAUGUUGUGUUUUAAAUCCAUUUGUUCUACUUGAACGUUUUUUUCUUGCACACUUACAAAUAGCGGUAAGCAAAUUUAAUUCUUUGACUGUACCUUUAGGUUAGUUGUAACAUAUCAAUGGUAGUCAGCUAGAAUUUUGAACUUAGUUUCCUUUGUUUGUUCUUAAAGCAAGAUCACAUUUAGAGCUAAUAAAAAUUAAGUUUGUUUUUCGAAGUCGCUACAUG